AGAGAGGAGGAGAACAUGUCAGACAGCUGCAGCCUUUCUCACGAGAGCCACUGAGUGCACUCCGUCAGAGAAGACUCACCGCAGAAGGACGCCCACCGUUAAUGCUGAAGUAAGCAGAGAAGUAAGUAGUCUGUAUCAGCAACGUCUGUCUUUUAAACAGCUGUUUGGAGUAGGAAUAGGACAUGAGUAUCGGGGACAGGACACAGAGGACGAGGAUACAUAUAACAGAUUAGAUUCACGAUACUGGCACAGCUGGAGCACUCUCAUGGACCCGAGUGUGUGCGUCCUGGAACUGCUCGGCAUAUUUUUCUCCCUGACCGCCUGGCUGUGUUCUUUGACCACUACCCUUAUGUCCUGCUGGCUCACACUAAACACAGACCUUCUGCCGACUGAGAGUUAUCAGCUAGGUCUGUGGGAGACAUGCGUGGUUCAGGAGCUGGGGGUGCUGGAGUGCCGACCAUAUGACAGCCUCCUGGGUCUGCCGCCGGACAUCCGGCUGGCUAGAAUUCUCAUGCUGGCCACCCUGGCCACCAGCCUGAUGGGCUUCACAUUGGCCAUCCCUGGGAUCUAUGUGGUGAACAGCUGCAAGGGCACAGAGACCCUCAAAGCCAAGCGCACACUCAAGAUGAUGGGCGGGACACUGUGCUUGGCUGCAGGAAUUCUUGGCCUGGUCCCCGUGUCCUAUGUAGCCCACCUGACCAUUCUGAAGUUCUUUGACGAGACCGUUCCCGACGUGGUCCCACGCUGGGAGUUUGGGGAUGCCCUGUUCUGGGGCUGGGGGGCUUCUUUCCUGCAUCUAGCGGCUGGAUCACUGCUUGUCACCUCCUGUCUUUGCCUGCAAGGGGAGCCAUGUCCACUACCAACAUCCAUUCCUCUGCAAGGAGGACAUACUGACCCUGAACUGUCUCUGAGAAGGAGAUCAGAAUAUGUGUGAGAAUAUGCGCAAUGAUUCUGCAGAAUUCAAGAAAUUGGAGGACAUACCGAAAGUGGACGUUCCGGAAGCAGGAUGGGUAAAAUAAAUAAGUAAGUAGAACAUGUGGAUGUGGGAGAAGUGGAUAGUCACUGUAAUUUGACCGCUGAACUGUAUAUCUGGAUGCAAUGUAUAAAAUGUGAGGAUUUGGCAGAAUGUGACAAUAAAGGAUAUGAGAUGCUUUGGUCACAGAAGUAAUAAAGUUAUCAAUGCAAUGAUUUAACUCCAGAAUGGAUGAGGGCUGUCACUAUUGAUUAUAUCUGUAAUCAAUUAAUCCACCAAUUAUUUUGAUAACUGAUUGAGACAUUUAAAAAAAGGCCUAAAUAAGUAAAUAAAUACAUAAAAAUAGACGAAACUGAACAACAGCUACGUUUCCAUCAACCUUCGGUGCAAAUUAAUCUUCUAUCGAAAAAAAUGCUUCAUAUAAUGAUGUCAUUUCCUGUCCAUUGUUUGAUUUAACAGUAAAAAAGAAGGGUCUAACAUGUUUCCUCACUAAUUUCAUGUAUGUGGCCAAUUGUGGCCUUUGGCUUUCCCCAAAUUAUGUAUACAUUUCAUACAUUUCUUCCCUUCAGAACCGUCAUGCUAUAGAUCCUGUUUCUCUGCCAUAUUAGUGUAAACAAUGACAAGAACUUAGUUAUUUCCCGUUAUUAUGUUUACAUAUGCAUAUGUGCAUAACAUUAAUGCCCAGUUGUUUAUGUUACUUCAUAAAUAUCCAUAAAAGGGAAAAAACAGAGGGAUGUUAUAUUGUCAUUUGCUAUUAUUUUACACUGUACUAUGGCAAUUUAUUAUAUGUUAUAUUAAUCACGUUUGCCUUCUAAGGGCUUUGUUAGCUGUUCUCUUUAGAAAAUUAUAUAUAAAUACAAAAUAGAAAAAUGUAGAAAAAAAUCUUUCUAAUCUUUUUACUGCCAUUAAGCAAAGUUAAGCAUUAUUGCAGGUUUGGUUUACAUUUUGUCCUUUAUGAGUUGUAAUUGCUUUUUAGUUGACCUAGACUAAAUAUAUGCAUAAAUACCUAUUUUUGACUUAGGAAAUUUUAUUUUUUACAGUUUUAUUCUUUGCAAAAAAAGUUUCCAGUGUAGAUUUUUGCAACAUUUCAGGUUAAACGGAACUUUAUUGACAUUCAUAAAGAAUAACCGACAAUUUCCAUUUCCAUAGCCUACACUGACAAACAAUUUGAAUCAUUAAAGAUUUUAGUUGAAAAAUCCAUUGGAUGGAAAUGUAGCUAAUAAAUAUGCAUAGCGUAAUAUUUUACUGUGGCAAAAAAAUUUACAUGAAGAGUCCAUCAGGCUUUGUUUUUUCCAGUCAGUGAAUCUUAUUUUAUCGAAUUGAACUGAUUUAUCGUGACAGCCCUGGAAUCCAGGAUCCAGUUACAAAUCAGUCAUGAAGCAGUAUAACAAGGUUCUUCAGCUCUGGCAGGGCAGUGGGCCUGGAGGACUGGUGUGCAAUAUAGUCUGGUGAUUUUCCCUAUCAAACACAACUGCUUUAUCUGGCAGUUGCCAACCUGUGCUGGACAUCAGACAUCCAGGACCGGAGUUGAAGAACCCUCAGAUAUGAAGUGUUAAGUAUUUGAAUAGCAUAAACAGAGUUAUUUUAUUCAUCGUUCAGUGUUUCUUCUGUGUACUGGGCUGUAAAAGGACAGUUCCACCAUUUUUUCACAAUAUCUAAAUGUCAAAUGUCAAAGCAGUCAUUCAAAGUUGACUGAUGUGAAAUGGUCACUGAUUUCUUUACAGUGGUGGUGAUAUAUAUAUAAUGCUGGUGAUGGUAAAAUACUGGUAAAUCAGAAAAAAGUUUUUUUGGAGACUAUUUGUUUCACCACCCUACAUAUGCUUCAUAACACCUGCAAAAAAUGAAGUUCUGAGAUAGUUCAGCAACAUUUGGCCUAAAAUGUACACAUGUAAAAGUAUGAACACUCAUAUUAAAUGUUCUAUAAUUUUGGGGGGCAUUUUAUUUUUGCCCUCAGUAUGUUAAAUUCAACAAAUGAACAGUGAUUUUACAUUCAAAUGUGUAGAAGUGUGUUCUCUGUAGAGGAUGUGUUUAUGUUACAACAUGUCAUUUGACCAGUGCCCAAACUUUUGCAUAGUUUUAUGCAAACGUGUUAAGUACAUUUUAGGCCAAAAACUUCAGAACUAUCUCAGAACUAUUGUUAAACAAUGCAGCAGGCAUCAGCCAGCAUAUUCAUAAAUAUUUCAUACAAUAACUUUCUGUGAGGGAGCUUUUUAUGGGCAUUAGGUUCUGGGUCCUAUCACCACCACUGUGAACAAUUCUACUGCAGUUUUUUUCUCUUUAUGUAGAAAUUUUGAAAAAUCGGUGGAAUUCCCUUUUAAGUCAUGGUGCGCAGCUACACAGUGUUGUAAUUUCUGCUGAUCUGUGAGUAACUUUGCUAUUUUGUCAAUAAGGGCUUUAAAUAUUCUGCCCAUGUCUGCAAAAUAUAUGGGACCAGUUUAUAUUUUAUCCACUUGAAAAGCAUAUGCAGUUAUUCAUUUAAGGUGAUGGAUAAACUUUCCAAGAAAGUUUUUUUUUCCAGUAGUACUGUAACUGUAAUGUCAGUAAAGAGAAAAAGGACAAUAUGAUACUUAUGAUCCAAAGACUUUCAGGUGCAUUUGUCUUUUGGAGCUUGCACACUGUUUUACUACUUUCUGCACAAAUUUGUUCUGUUUUAUUGCUAAAAAUGUAAGGCUUAAGAGAAGGAAUGCAAAUAUGCUAAAAGACAAAGAAUAAUGUAGCAAACGUACCAAUAUACAUAUCAAAUGAUACCACAUAGACCAGUAGAUUGUUUUGUCUUUCAUUCAUUGUUUUUGUUCAUGUGCAAUAUAUUUACAUUAAAAAAUAUCUCUAUACAUGCAAAUCUAUACAUAUCUUUUCCUGAAUGCAGAUGUAAAAGCUAUAGGUGUACGUUGUACUGUUGGAGAUUAUAUAGCAAUAUAUUAUGACUAUAUGCUUUAUACAUUUGUUUAGUAAGUAGUUUCGUAGUCAGUGUUUCAGUUUUUGUAUUGCAAAAGCUCCAUUUCAGAUGCUUUUUUGUUGGUGAUACCUGUUAUAAUGGAUUGAACUGAUGAAAUAAAGUUUUGAAAAGGAAA
This is a messenger RNA of Pygocentrus nattereri (red-bellied piranha), 4044 nucleotides long. RefSeq names its product putative claudin-24. The record is from RefSeq and is a predicted model, not a curated record. The transcript has 2 exons. Gene Ontology annotation, molecular function: structural molecule activity. Gene Ontology annotation, biological process: cell adhesion; bicellular tight junction assembly. The coding region runs from base 266 to 934 and encodes 222 amino acids. NCBI's taxonomy places the organism in Eukaryota, Metazoa, Chordata, Actinopteri, Characiformes, Serrasalmidae. Gene Ontology annotation, cellular component: bicellular tight junction; plasma membrane.